Messenger RNA from Arachis ipaensis, 1153 nucleotides. NCBI's taxonomy places the organism in Eukaryota, Viridiplantae, Streptophyta, Magnoliopsida, Fabales, Fabaceae. The record is from RefSeq and is a predicted model, not a curated record.
AUGUGCUCAUUUGACAUAGGUGAUAAAAAUGUCAUAAGAUUUAAUGGCGAUCACAACUCCUCUCGACCACAGUCCUUUUUUGAUUCAGUUGCUGUUUUCUUCUGUAAGGUGCUCCACCCUCCUCCAAUUCCUAGAACUCGAAAGGUUGAUAAAUAUUUCAAUCUGGGGAGUUUGAGACUUGGUUCUGGUUUGGAUGAGAGCCUGUUAUAUGAGAUACUCUCUAGUCUGCGGUCUGCAGCAUCAACUACUGAUGCUGCAAGUUCAUCUUCUUCUGCUCCGAACGCUUCAUUUGUAGAUUCAGUUGGAGGCCUUCCCUCAGAAGUUGUCCCAGUGACUACAGACGAGCCAGAUGUCUUGAACCGAGAUUCUUACUCAUGUAAUAGCUCAACUAGAGAAAGCUGGGGCAGAUGUUCCAUUAUGGGAAACAGCGACGAGGAACCUACUACAGAUCAUGGAGCUGACGAUAAUGCUUCUGAGUUAUUCUUUACUCCCAUGGGAAGCAUGAGAGAAAUCUUGCCGGACAAGAAAGAAGACGAAAAGAGUCAAAAGGAAAAGAAGAAGAAGAAGAAACCUGAUAAAGCAAAGAAGAUUAAAUCCGACGGGUUAGAAAAGAUCGAGUCCCUUAGUCGACGCCUGCGGCGUUGUUGUAUGCCAAGGGGAUCUUUCCAUCAAAGACACCAGUCAUCUUGAUUAGUCUUGGUUGCUAUUGCAUCUUGUAAUCCAUCUUAUUGUAAAAUUUUUCCACAUCAAUGUAAAAUUUUUUUAACCCGUGGAAUCAGCCACUGAUGUAAUUAUCAGGUUAGGCCGCCUACAUUAUAUCCUUUGGGUGCGGUCUUUUCCUGGACCCUGCGCUAACAUGGAAUGCUUAUGCACCGGGCUGCCAAUUUAAAAUGCAUUGAUAUUGUUAGGUAGCCCAGGAAAUCCAACUUUCUUUGUAGCUUGACUAGUUGGUUCUCUUUUAGGAAAAUUCAAGAAUGUACUACUAAAUGAGCAAAAAAUAAUGCUUUGUAUACUUGGCCCUGAUUAUACCAGUUGUUUAUUGAGGCUUUGGAUGUGACUCACCUCUGUUGCAUUCUGUAAACUUGGUGCUUCUUGUGUGAUUAGAUAACAUUUCUGACAUAAACUAUAAGACACUUGAAGUAACUUGGUAACA